Molecule: messenger RNA, 306 nt
Organism: Cavenderia fasciculata
Lineage: Eukaryota; Evosea; Eumycetozoa; Acytosteliales; Cavenderiaceae
Exons: 1
Coding region: 1-306 (101 amino acids)
Source: RefSeq, a predicted model, not a curated record
AUGAUAGUGGAGUCAGCUCAACACUAUGCAUGGCAACCAUAUCCACCAUUUAUCAAAGCUGUCUAUCCAUCAUUCACUGCCAAUGGGUCGUUAGUCACACUGAUUGGUGAUAACUUUGGUGAUGACACCAACAAUCGAAUAUCUGUAAAUGUUUCAACAUCAAAUAUUCCAUGUAAUAUUAAGUUUGCAACAUCAACUCAAAUUAUUUGUCAACUCGAAUCAUCUCUUGUUGGAACAACCAAACUCCUUCCGAUUUCAAUUUCAGUUGAUGAUAUUUAUACUCAAACCUAUAAACCUCAUAUUUGA